GAACAAUUUGAGAAGAGUCCAUGCCCCUUUCGCUUCCAGGAUUCUAUUAGAAAAUCUGUUUUCAGCUUCUGUGCCAUCCAAGCUGCAUAGAUCUCUGAAAAUGCUGUUCUCUGUGCAAAACAACAACAUGAGAAUUUUGUAUACAAUAAGUGCUGAAUUGCAAAUAGGCUUUUGAAACCCACGUGAUUUUUGAAGACAUCAUCACAGCAGGAGAAAAUUGUUCUUUGCUUCCCUUUAGAAGAAAACACCAAGAAUACAUCAUAUCGGUUUGGGGAAAGAGCGAUGGAAGAGUGCGUGUCCCCCUUCAGAAGAAUGUCAGGAUCUGGAAUAUGUGAAUUCUGAAUAUGGAAAAAAUGGAGUGAGACUCCUGUGUGUUGCAAGGGAAGGCAACAUGCACUGCAUUAAAGAACUAGAAAUCUCUGUACAUAUAAGACUGGAUUCUGUAAAUGAAUACCUGCAUGCUGAUAACUGUAAAGUCAUCCCCACGGACACCAUAAAGAAUACAAUUCAAGCUUUGGCCAAAAUACAUGGGGUCAAGACAAUAGAGCAGUUGGGCCUUAACAUCUGUGAUCACUUCAUUAACUCUUUCUGCCAUGUGAUAUACUGCAAUGCCUUUAUCCAACAGGUGCCAUGGCACCGGCUAGAAAAGGAUGGUACACCACAUGUCCAUGCUUUUCUCUAUAGCUCUGAAGGAGUUCGAUUUUGUGAAGUGGAACAGACUAAGGAAGGUCCUCCAAUUGUUUCUUCUGGCAUCAAGGAUCUGAAAAUUAUGAAAACAACCCAAUCUGGUUUUCAAAAUUUCUUCAAGGAUAAAUACACUACACUCCCAGAAAGGGCAGAUAGAGUGCUGUCUGUAGAAAUGUUGAUAAAGUGGUGUUAUGGUGCAUGCCCUGAAACCCUUGACUUUGAUUGCAUAUGGAGAACUGCGCAUGAAUGUGCCCUUGAUGCUUUUGCUGGACCACCUGAAACAGGUCAUUACUCACCUUCUUAUCAGAAGACAGUCAACUGUGUUCAGGAAUACAUCCUAGAAAAAAUUCCAGAGGUGGCUGAAGUAGAAGUGAUCUGUUCCAACAUCCACUAUUCAGUGACACCUCUAGAAAAAUUGGGAUUGUGUAAUGACAAGGAGAUUUAUACACCUCAGGAUACACCCUUUGGGGCUUGUGCAUCAACAAUGGGUAGGAAGAAGGUCCCAGGAGAAGAGUGCAAAGAUCCCUCAGACUGCAAAUCCCGCUGCUCCGCUGGAUGGAAGUCAGCCCAGAAAAACUAAGCUGCCAACUGCCUCUAUACAUCAUCAUAUUCAGCAAAAAAUGAUCUCAUAUCAGCAUGCAUGAUUUACUCUUUCCUUCCAUAAUGCCCUAGCUCAACAUGUAGAUACAAGUGGCAUUUUCCAAGGUAGCCUACAAGAAACCAUAUGCUAACAUCACAGUGCAUUUCCUUUUGCUUCUUUUGAAAAUCCAAAUUAGAAAUGUUCAGAACAGCUCUCUGGUACACAAUGAGUUGGAUUUGGGUGUACUUAAAAUUGAAUCAUUGGAACCAGUGGGACUGAAGUCAGUUGUAAUUCAUUUAAAUUCCAUUGAUUGCAAAGAGCCUUCUCUAACCAGGGUUGUGUUUGGAUCCAGCUCCAAUAGUUUAGCAGGCUUCCUAUGUGAAUUAGUUGCUCUAAGCUUUCAGGGUUUUUUUUUUUAAACAUGUGAAGCCUCCUGAUUUUUUCUUCUUGGAAGCAAUUACUCUUAAGAUAUUCUUAUUUAUAUUGAGAAAGUUUAUGAAAACUUACAAGCGUGAUUCCUUGACUUCCAGUAAGGGGUAUGUCCACACCGAUUGAAAAGUUUCAGAUUUUGUUCCUGUUCUUUCCAAUUUAAAAUGGGUUAAAAUAAAAGUGACGUGGGGUGCUGGUAUAAAAAGUCUCUGAUUAUACUAGGAACUGACAGAAAAUAUUCCAGGACAAACAAAUUUUGCAUGGAUCUCCAAAAAAGAACAGGAACAAAAUCUUUUUAAUCAAUGUUAACCCCCCCCCCCCCCCAAAGCGCAUUAUAAUGAACUCUGCUAGCUGAGGAACUGCACAUUCUUCUGAAUAAAUAAAUAAAUAAAUAAUAAAAAUAAAAUUCUAUCCUGCCUAUUUAAGUUCAGUCUACAACUGCUAAGUGAGGCAAAGGGAGCAGUAGUAUUGCAUUUUGCAUAUAUGGUGUAACUUAGUUAUAAGAACAACAUCCAAGUUUGUGUUGACUAAUUGAUAAUUACAUAAUGUGAUGACUACACUACUCCUGAAUUUUGCUCCUCUGAUUUACAGACCCCUAGGGCAUGUGUGGGAAGGCCAAUAACUGUAUCUGCUUAUGUAAUCAGUCAUGCCAUAGCUACCUUCAUAGAUUUAAGUAGAUUUUCUUUAAUAAUCCUCAAACAUUUAAAGGUGUUUCUUCAUUUAAAAGUGUCUGAUGGUAAGCAAGCAGACUCAACAAAAAAGUUUCAGCAUGGGCAAUUUUAAAAAAUCUAAAACAGAAAAUAAUAGAGAAUUGCCUUUAUGGUGCAGACUAAAAAUCAAUCGAGGCUUUUUUCUGUUUCCCAAGCCAGCCAUGUACUAUAAGCACAAGUUACUUUUUUGGAUUACAACUGCCAGAAUCUCCAGCUGAGUCUUGCAGUCCAAGAAGUACAUUUUUCAAGCUCUGGUUUUAGUCUGGAAAAGCAUGGUCCAAGACAGCAGAAAUUAAUUGAAAAUUGCCUUUAUGGUGCAGACUAAAAAUCAGUUGAGGCUUUUUUCAGCUUCCCAAGCAAGCCAUGUACUUUAAGCACAAAAGUUCCUUUUUUGGAUCACAACUGCCAAAAUCAACAGCCGAGUUUUGCAGUCCAAGAAGUACAUUUUUCAAGCUCUGAUUUUAGUCUGGAAAAACAUGGUCCAAGACAGCAAAAAACAAACAAACCUUUCCUUUUGUUCUCAUCAUUUAUUUAUAUAAAUUUCAAAGAGUAACCUACAAGACAUGGCAUCUCUCUGUUGUGGGAUCUUAAACAGUUUGCCAAAGGAAUGCAAUUAUAGGAUUUGGUUAUAUCCUGAAUUUCAAUCCCACUUCCUUAUCAAAUUUCAAUAUCUUAUCCCCAAACUGAUAAUCUAUCCAGAGCACUUUGGCUAGAUGUGUGUGAAUGAAUAUGAAUGCACACUUCGGAACUAUUCUCUACUCUAAGGGAUACUAAGGGAUAUUUCCUAUGUGACUGCUAGUGUACUAUUCUUUUUUGCAUCUUUGCAGUAUCCUCAUCUUGUCCCUUGUUUUUCUCCAAGAAUAGUUUAUAUAAAUAACCCAUGCUCUUUCAGUCUGCUUGCUAAAAAAAUUCUAGUAGUUUUCUUUUUCAAUAUAAAUUCAACUCUCUGUAACAGGACUGGUUGGAAAACGUUCCCUCCAAACAACAAUACCUUUUGUUAUCAGAUAUGGAAUGGGGGGAAAGGGGAUUUUCCAAUGAAACAAGGCAUAAUUCCAUUUAAGCCUCCAAAUUACUUCUAAUAAACUACUGUUUGGGGUCCAGUUCAUUGAACACACACACACACACACACACACACACACACACACACACUAUAAAACCACUAUCUCUAGCAAGGAACACUUAGUUCUUCUGAUUUGUUCCUUCUGAAUACUUCUUACAUUUGCACUGAGAUUCCUCAUUUUUCUAUAUUAAAACCUAGGUUGCUUUGCAAUUGAGGAACGUUUCCUUUGUGCAAAACAAACACAUAAAAUCUGCAUAUAUCUUUCCUCAACCCACUAUCUUCCAGAUGUUUCAGACUUGGACAUGCUAGCUGGGACUUGACAAGAGUUCUAGCUCAAGACAUCUGGAGGGCACCAUAUUGAGAGAGGUGGUACUGAUAUAAAAAUCUUGACCUUUCAGUGAGACUGAAGUUUUCCCUGUCCUUCAAAAGCUACACCGAAAGGUGCCUUUUUGACAAUAUGUGGUGUCGUUGAUUUUGGUGAUGGUAUCAGAA
Messenger RNA from Sceloporus undulatus (fence lizard), 3958 nucleotides. RefSeq names its product uricase-like. NCBI's taxonomy places the organism in Eukaryota, Metazoa, Chordata, Lepidosauria, Squamata, Phrynosomatidae. The record is from RefSeq and is a predicted model, not a curated record. Gene Ontology annotation, biological process: purine nucleobase catabolic process; urate catabolic process. The transcript is spliced from 10 exons. Gene Ontology annotation, cellular component: peroxisome. Bases 392 to 1267 code for a protein of 291 amino acids. Gene Ontology annotation, molecular function: urate oxidase activity.